AUGACCGAACGUCUAGCCUCAUUAUUAAAUCUACCAAAACGCAAGUAUGCAGUACCAAUCGGCGUUCUAGACUCUCUAAACACUACUUCUAAACACAUGAUUACAGCAACUAUCCGUUCAUCGGAUGGACAUUUUGAACGUACACUGCAAUUUUUAACCGUACCGCAAAUUGCAGGUCUAGUACCCAACCAAACAAUUGAUCGUGGAUCAAUGAAAAUACCAAGGAAUCUAAAGCUAGCUGAUCCGCACUUCCAUAGGCCAGCAGCGAUAAAUAUGCUUUUAGGCUCAGGUAUAAGUUUAUCUAUUCUAUGCGUCGGUCAAAUAAAUCUAUCUACCUCAACCGAAAAUCUUUAUCUACAGAAGACCAGGCUAGGAUGGGUCGUAGGAGGUCAAGCACCUGCAUCAAAUUUAAAACAAAUAGAACAUUGUCACGUUUCUAAUGAAAUUAAUUUGGAAAAAUUCUGGGAAAUUGAGCAAGACACAGCAGACCAAACGCAGACCUCAGAAGAAAUUGAGUGCGAAAAACAUUACAGGUCACAUGUAACUCGUGACAGCAAUGGACGCUACGUUGUAGCACUACCGUUCAACGACAAGAUCAAAUUACUCGGAGAAUCAAGGAGCCGAGCUAUCAAGAGAUUUAUAAAUCUGGAAAACAAACUAUUAAAAAAUUCUGAAUUGCGAGAGGCUUACCACGCAACUAUUCAAGAGUAUAUUGACCUGGGACACAUGACUGAGCUCGUGAAGAUACCCAGCGACGAGGGUUACUACCUGCCACAUCAUGCAGUAGUUGAGGAGAGUAGUACUACAACAAAGUUACGUGUAGUAUUUGACGGAUCAGCCAAAACCAGUACUGGCUGGUCAUUAAAUGACGCAUUACCAAUAGGACCUACACGCCACACUGACUUGACAUCACUAUGGAUCAGAUUCAGAAUAUACGAGGUAGUUUUCACCGCUGACACUGAAAAGAUGUUUCGACAAAUUAUUAUACGACCAGAAGAUCGAAAAUAUCAACGCAUAAUCUGGAGAAACAAGGAAGGCAAAUUGACAACAAUGGUGAUAAAUGUACUGAUCUUUGGUGGAAGAACGUCACCCUUUAUCGCGUCACGCACAUUUGCGCAGUUGGCCGAGGAUGAAGGUCACCGCUACCCUCUAGCAGCAACAAUCAUCACCAAAGAAACUUACGUUGACGACACCGCCACCGGAGCGGAUACUCUUGAAGAAGCGAGAGAGAAACGAAACCAACUGAUAGCAUUGCUUAAAUUAGGAUGUUUUAAUAUACGCCAAUGGGCCUCAAACGUACCAGAGCUGUUGGAAGAUUUACCUAAGGAAAGCAUAAACUCUAAAUUUCAAUUAGGUGAGUCAGUGACACUGAAGACGCUGGGAAUAUAUUGGAAUGCUAACGAAGAUACGAUAGUAUAUACGGUCAAACUACCUGAACCUACCAAGUUAGAUUGGAAUGAAUCUCUACCCCUAGACCUUCAUACCGAGUGGAGACAGUUUCAAACCCAACUACAAGAAUUAAACCAUUACACGUUUCCGCGUCACGCUCCGAUCUCAGGUACUCAAGUUACUGAAAUACACGGGUUUUGCGACGCAAGUGAGAAGGCCUAUGGCGCCUGCUUAUACCUGCGGACUAUAGACAGUACCGGAGACAUAAAAACUGAAUUACUUUGCGCUAAGUCACGAGUCGCGCCAACAAAAUCAACCACAAUACCACGACUCGAACUGUGCGGAGCAUCGGUGCUAUCGAAUUUAUAUGCAUCGGUCGUACGGGAUCUCCCAGUGCCUAUUGAUAAAACUAUUUUUUGGACUGAUUCGACUAUCGUGCUGUAUUGGUUAAAGUCAUCGGAACCUCAACAAUUAAAGCAGUUUGUAUCUAAUCGAGUUCUUAAUAUUCUAAAAAACACACGUAAGGAUGAUUGGUAUCAUGUAAGAACAAAGGAUAAUCCAGCCGAUAUUUUGUCACGCGGUUUGUUACCUACAGAAUUCAUACGGUCGGCGCUUUGGCGACACGGACCCACAUGGCUUCAACAGACCAGCGAUACCUGGCCAACUCUCGACUUACCCAAGAUAAAUACACCGAUACCUGAACUGAAAAGGGUUCUCUGUUUUCACGCCACACCAAGGGACACAGAACUAUGGAAUAAAUUUUCAUCUAUGACAAGGCUUGAGUCUAUUGUCGCCUUGUGUAUGCGCAUGAAGAUAGAUAAUAAAAACAAGGGUAUUAUAAGACUGGAAGAAAUUCAUAAUGCUCGUAAGAUUAUCUUUAAAUUGGCGCAAUCGAUAGCGUUUGCUGAAGAGAUACACCGCAUUCAACGCAAAAUGCCUCUAAGUUCGCACAGUAAAUUACUCACACUAAACCCUUUUAUAGAUAAAGAAGGGUUAUUAAGAGUAGGUGGACGGCUACAGAACUCAUCAUUAGACUACUCAGAAAAACAUCAGAUCAUUUUACCGAAGUCACAUCAUAUUACAUCGUUAAUCAUCCGUCGUGAGCAUCUCGAACUCCUACACAUGGGAGCGCAAGGCACAUUGUACAAUUUAAGACGACGUUACUGGAUUAUAGAUGGUAGAAAACAAGUACGCAAGGUAAUUCGACAAUGUGUAACGUGCGCACGAUUUAAUGCACCAAAACUGGAUUAUUUGAUGGGUGAUUUACCAGCUGAUCGUGUAAACUUUGCCCGACCAUUCAGUAAAGUGGGCGUAGAUUAUUGUGGACCCUUUCUCAUGAAGGAAAAGAAAUUCCGCAACCGCACUCAAAUAAAAAUAUAUGUCGCUAUAUUUGUAUGUUUAGCUGUAAAGGCAGUUCAUAUUGAAGUAGUCACCGAUUUAACCACGGAGGCAUUUUUAGCUGCGCUACAGCGCUUUAUUGGGCGAAGAGGCAAAUGCUCCAAUAUUUACUCUGACAAUGGUACGAAUUUUGUUGGAGCAAAUAACAGUUUAAAGGAACUAAAUGAUCUAUGGAAUGACCCACAGCAUAAUCAGAGAGUACAUGAUUUUGCUACCCACAAGGGUAUACGUUGGCACUUUAUACCUACUCGAGCUCCGAGCUUUGGGGGACUAUGGGAAGCGGCUGUAAAGUCCUUCAAACAUCAUUUGAAACGUGCUAUCGGCACGACUUUAUUUACCUACGAAGAAUUUAAUACUAUUGUUAUAAAUAUUGAAGCUAUCCUUAACUCUCGUCCUCUUACUCCCUUAUCAUCUGAUCCUAAUGACCUGCAAUCUCUAACUCCUGGACACUUUCUUAUUGGCGACACACUAACGUCUUUACCUGAGCAUGAUUAUAGAGAAAUUCCAGAGAAUCGUCUAUCUAGAUGGCAACACCUCCAGCAGAUACGUCAACAUUUUUGGAACCGUUGCUCCAAAGAGUAUCUAAACGAACUCAACAUCAGACAUAAGUGGUCGACUAAGGGUCAGCCAGAGACCAUAAAAAUUGGGACAGUUGUCCUAAUUAAAGAAGAUAAUCUUCCACCUCUGCAAUGGCGAAUGGGUCUAAUAACUAACGUACAUCCUGGAGCUGACGGAGUUAUACGAGUCGUUACCGUAAAAACGUCAACGGGCAAUGUCGAACGUUGUAUUAGAAAGAUAGCCCCAUUGCCAGUCAAUAUCCAUGAAGAGGAUGCAGUUUCCACGUCAGAGGAACCAAGAAGUGAUACUAAUAAUGUCGUUAAUUAG
Molecule: messenger RNA, 3672 nt
Organism: Microplitis mediator
Lineage: Eukaryota; Metazoa; Arthropoda; Insecta; Hymenoptera; Braconidae
Exons: 2
Coding region: 1-3672 (1223 amino acids)
Biological process (GO): DNA integration
Molecular function (GO): nucleic acid binding
Source: RefSeq, a predicted model, not a curated record